AUGUCAUUCUCCUCCCAAAGGACAUUCCUGUACGUUCCAUUUCGAAACGAGCAACCCCAACGGCCGAAUAGAAAACGAAGCGAUGGGGCAUUGAAAAAUUAUGAAUCCUGUACCGAUUGGCGAGCUUGGACGCUCGAUCCACUUUUGGCGUCACAGUUCAUUCUGGAUGUGGUUCACAAAUCGCGACCCUGGAAGUUGUUUUCCCGGCCAGGCGGUGAUUAUGAACUAACAAGGGACUAUUUGCUUCAAUUAGAUGCUUCCGAACUGACUGACUAUGUACUAAGUUUAAUGACAGAACUCAGAGCAGCUAAGAUGGAUGCAAAGAAAUUGGAAGAUAGUCGCCUAGAGCUGGGACAACAGCUGGCUUCAGUUCAAAAAUUAGCGAAAACGUGCGAACAAGAACGGGAGGAACUUAUUGUUAGCCAGCAACAAUUAGCAGUUAAAUUUGACCCGGAACAACAUGAACGUGAACUAGCGGAUCUUAAAGCUAUCAUCUGUAAUUUGAAAUGUAAAGCGAAAAAAUAUGACAGUUUAGUAGAAGAAAACCGACGGCUCCGAAAAAAAUUGCAACCUUCGUCUGAGGAAAACUCGUUGACUGCAAAGAAAACUGUCACUGAGAAAGGCUGCGGUGAUUCCGAGUGUAUCAAUUGCUGCAGGCUUAGUGCGGAACUGUGUAUCUACAAAAAUCAGUAUGACGAUUUGAAGCAACAGAGACGUGUUCUUAUGGAACAGGUGCAGAAAGGAAAAAUUGCACAAGAGAAGGUUUCCGAACUAAAACUGGAGCUGGAUGAUGAGCGCUCCAAAGUCAAACGGAUUCAACAACGUUUAGAGGAUUCCUUGCGCCUCUGCCACCAUGAGAAUCAACUUACGAUACGACUGCUGCUGCGGGUUGACGGAGAGCUUGCUGGCCGUUUGACCCGAACCGAGCGAACCGUGUCAUCGGAAAUUUAUCUAGAUUCGGCAAAAGACCAUUUCUGCCAGUUAAUUCCACAGGACGAACCGUGA
Messenger RNA from Sabethes cyaneus, 1005 nucleotides. Its product is annotated as centriolin. Bases 1 to 1005 code for a protein of 334 amino acids. The transcript has 3 exons. The record is from RefSeq and is a predicted model, not a curated record. NCBI's taxonomy places the organism in Eukaryota, Metazoa, Arthropoda, Insecta, Diptera, Culicidae.